AUGUUUGGGAAACAAGACAAAAUGGACGUUAGAUGCAAUUCUGAGAUCGAAGCCAACCGGGUCUCCAAGAACGGGCACAAUAAAGAGGGCAAGGAAAGCAAAGGAUGCGAAGGAAAUAUUUCGACUUCUUUUUUGAAGGAUCCACAAGGGACUUUCUCGUCUUCUGGCGGCUCGGAAGACUGCAGCAAAAACAAAUCGAGUUCCGCUGACCCGGAUUAUUGCAGAAGAAUACUAGUCCGAGGUAGGGGGGAAUUUGCUUGUAUUUUAUUUUUUUUCCCUUUUUAUGUUGUGUCUGCGACUGGAAAAUCCCUGCUAGCGGAUUCUUGCUUUUGUUUUGUUUUUGUUUCAAGCCAAGAUUUUGCAAUGUUUCCUUUUUAUCUAUUUAUUCUGUAGAGCUAUUUCUUUCUCCACAAUUCCAGGGGCAUUUGGGGGCAUCCAGUUUUGCGGGGAUCUGGGAGACUUCCUAUUUUGCCAUAGCUCAGCAUCCCAAGCCUUGCAGCUCAGCUGGGAGGGGGUUCCGUGUCUUUCCUCCCCACGUACUUCUCGCGGUCGCUUCGCUUAAUUGUUUGGCUGCUGCUUCUCUGCCCUGGCUUCUACCCUGCAGGCAUUUCUUUCUUAGUUUAUUUUUGCGUUGCAAUGCUGAACAGACAGACAGAUAGAUAGAUACCUGGGAGUAAGCUCUACCCGACCUAAUGGGACUUGCAUCUAUACUCAGAAGUAUAGGAUUGCGCUGCCCGCUACCUUUGGGGAAGGCUGCUAGUUUGACGUGUCAAAAAAGGAAAAAGCGGGGCGGAGGAAGCGCCCUUGUUCCGACAGGGGCUGAAAGGUAGACGGGUGGUAAAGCUUCGUACCAAGCAAGGGUGCUUCGGUUUUUGCAAGCCUUAUGCUUGUUAAAUUUUGGCGAGGGACUGGGAGAUUUUGCUUUGGAGCCCGCUAUACGUAGCCACACCGGAAAGCGGUGUUUAUUUAGGUUGGAUCCGUUCCGAAGGCUGGGUCGAGUAUUUUGGAGGGUCUUUUUAAAAAAACCAAAAAACCAAAAACGGUGUAAAGUUUCCUUUCCAACUGUGAUCAUUUUCACAGAGUUUGCAUUAACUAAAAAACAAGCAAACCCAUAUAAACUCCUUCCUUUGAUUCAAUGUUUAAACCUUCCCCUUAACCCUACUGUUUGGGGGUUGGUUGGUUGUUGUUUGUUAUUUUAUUCCUUUGUGGAGUAUUCUCCUUCCCUCCCUCUAAGUCCGCCAAUGCAAUAAUUUCACAACAUUCUUUUUAAGUGUCUGAUUUAAAUUCCCAAAGUUUGUUUGCGUGUGAUAAACGUAAAGAGAAACUUCUCCUAGAACAAAGGGCCCGGUAAACAAUAAUUAAUCCUGGCGCGAUCGGUGGACCCCCUGGAAAGCGAUCACUUUAAAACAAAACAAAACUGGAGUUCCUUAGGCUUCGAGACUAAAGAUGGGAAGGUAAAAUUGUGGGAAAGCAAGGCUGGAUGAGCGGGAAGGCAAUUGGAAUUGAGGAGGUGCUCAUAAGAUGUGGAGAGCUUUAGCGGGCAGGGAAAACGGGACCAGGCUUUUUACAUGGAAAAAGAGUUCUUGGGUCCUUCAGAGAGGCGGGGGGGGGGGGAAGCCUGCCAGUUUCCAAACAGGAAGGGGGAGCCGGAAGCCGGCCUUCAAGGCGGCCUUAUAUGGUUAACCUGUGUCCUCGCCUUGUGGUUAAAAAGCCAGGCCACGCAAAUAUGAUCAUAUCAUUGCAAAGACAAAAAAUGCUAAGAAGGAGUUGCUGUUGUUAGGCCUCUGCUGAUUGGACGAAGCUGGUUCUUACACUAAACCAGCCUAUGUUGUUGUCGUCGUCGUCGUCGUCGUCGUUGUUGUAUCUUUCUAUCCCAGUUCCCUGUCUUGUGAUGAAAGUUGGUAUUUAUUUACAGGCGACGCGCUGCUAUUUUAAGGGCCUCCGGAUAGAAAUCAGGGUUGUGGAGCCUGUGGCCUCCCAGGUGUGCUUGGAUUUUCACCUCCCAUCGGCCCCCCGCCAGUCCAGGCCAAUGGUCAGGGGCGAUGGGGGUUGUAGUCGUGCAAUAUCUGGCGGGCCACAGGUUCCCCCAUCUCUGGUUUGAAAGGAGAGUCGCCUCGGCUAAACCAGCAGAUGAGGCUUCGCUCUGUCGAUAUGCAUUUGCCUUUCGGUGCAGGUCCUGAAAAUGGGUUCUUGUUCUCCUCCUCCUCCUCUUCCUCCUCCUGGGUCUAAACGUGCCUCUGUCUCUCUUUGCCAGAUGCCAAAGGUUCAAUAAGAGAGAUUAUCCUCCCGAAGGGGCUUGAUCUGGACCGACCCAAAAGGACCCGUACGUCUUUCACGGCGGAGCAACUUUACCGGCUGGAGAUGGAGUUCCAGAGGUGCCAAUACGUGGUUGGACGGGAAAGGACCGAGCUGGCCAGGCAGCUCAACCUCUCAGAAACUCAGGUACAAAAUGGGCCAGAGAAACCAAUGGAGAGAGCGGCACCUCCCCUCCCCCCGCCGCGUCCCAAACAUCCCGGGUGUGUUGCGCUCAGAGGUAGGUGACGCAGUGACUCCAACGCCGUUGCGCUGGAACGGGAGGGAGCCAGGAUCGAUCCCCCCACCCCCCCACCCCAGGUUAUGAAGCUGCAGGGGGGAGUCUACUGACUUGCUACAACAUAAUAAACCCUAGCGCUGGGGUGGCUCCCUGCAUGGCUGUGACCAAUCAAUAGAACCAGCCCUAGUUCAGGCAGGUAGACGCCUUUCCCAGAGCUUCCCAGAUCCGGACUCCAAAUGACUUUUCCGGACACUUUCACUUCCCUGCUAGGUUCCUGAAUCAUAAUUUGGUACCAUGCGGGGCCAGCACAGUUGAGACCCCUCGCUUUCCGCUCUCGCACCCACAAACAUACGUCUAUCAUCACGUUUAAAAAAAGGGGGUAGGUAGAUUCAAGGUCGGAGGCAUUUCACAGUUUGGUCGAGGCCUGAGCUGCCUGGAGGGUGUGGACGCUGCAAUUCUAAGCAAGCCUAAAUGCUUAGACGGAAAGACAGAUACGCAAAAAUAAGAGAGUUGCGUGGAAUGAAGGGUGAUUUAUGGGAGUUGUUUCCGAGUGAACAUGGCGUGUGCUGUAAAUCGUUGGCAGGCCCCUGCAAGUGAGUUAAAGGUUGCUGUGCGCGUGUUGUUAAAGAAAUACUUCUCAAAAUUUCUAGACGUAGCUGCACUCCUAGGUGCUGACGUCCAGUUACCUGCACACCGGUUGCCCUGAACUCAUUUGCAGUGGGUCGGAAAAUGGGAAUUGAUUUCAGCCUCCCGUGGUGUAAAGUUCGGGUUCUGAAGAACAGGCGAAAAGUGUGUGGAGUGGCAAAAGUACAAAAAAAGCGGGAAUAGGAUCGGAAUAAGUCACAAAAGUAACUUUUCCAAAACAGAAAAGGGAUGCAAAAUAGAUAGGAGAAGGUACAGCGUUUAAGGAGCUACCUUUAUCCUUCAGGACUGCUUUGACAGCACAGCAAUUGUGCAUGUUUACUCUGGAGUAAGUCCCGCUGUGUUCAUUGGGACUUAUUCUUUUGGGUGCCUUAGAAUUGGAAGGAAAAGUCUUUCCAACCAGAGAAGGGAGAGGGAAGGGGUUGUUUUAAUCUGACCACAUUUAAUGUCAGUGGUCAGUAGUGAUAUGAGCAAUAGAGCUCCAUUGAUUCAACCACGGUCAGGAUCCAAUCUUGUUUCUUUUGCGAGAAUCGCGGGAAAAGAUACAAGCGGAGUUUUCAGCAGGCCACCGCCUUUGUUGUUCCAAAGAGCUUUCUCUCGGGAGAGGUCGCGGUGACUGAACCUGCGCCUGUUUACUUGGAAGUAAGUCCCACACUGACUUCGAUGAGACUUGCUCCCAAGGAAAUGCGUUAACGCUGAAGGAGGGCGCAGGGUUGCAACCCAAGUGCCACCGAUGGUCCCUGGAUUUGAGUGUGUGCGUUGCUAAAAUAAAAUCUGCCUGAAGGUACCUUUAUGCGGAGUUAAGCCUCUCAGUGACCAUUUACUUCCCAGUAGAUUCAGACCGGAGGCUCCGCAGGACGAUUCUCUUGCAAAAAGUGCGCAGGCCACGCAGGCCCUUUUGUAGGAGACACCACUGCAAUGCUUCUUCGCUGCACUUACUCCCCUGCCCUUUCCACCAUGUUCUUCUAUUAUGGCGGGGUUCAUUCAUUUAUUUAUUUGGGCAGGCUGCAUUUGGUCGCAAGUCGCUUCCACGUGGGCUUCUGCAGCGCCAUCCUCUCGCGCAUGUUUACUUGGAAGUAAAGUUCCAUUCGGUUUCCACGGGGCUUGUUCUCAGGCAAGCACGGGAAAGAUUGCAGAGCGCAAUCCUACCCAGAAGAAGUUCAACGGCAUAUGUGCAUAAAGAUCUGGUUGUGGGUCGGUUUAGUUUGAAAUGAGCUUUCACCAGACUCCUGCAAUCCGGCAGUGAAGGAAACUGACUAACAGAAGCAUUUGUUGUAAUUUAUAAAACAAAACAAAAAACAAACAAAAUGGUGGGAGGCAGAGCUGGAGAUUUGAAAAGAGUAUUUUUAAAAAAAUUUCACGUCAAACAUUGCUUUUUUCAAAUUAAUUAAUUAACGUACACUAUGAAUCUGACAUGCAUGAGGUCCGCUUCAACGAGCCUGUUACAACUUUUAAACCCAAAUCCCCCCUCCCUUUCCUUCAGCCUUAGAACCACUUGCUACAAAAUGGGUAUAAGUGGGGGAGUUUUAAGGGCGGGUCCCAUUCGCCUUGGGGUUGUAUAGAGAGUCCCUGUGUAUAGCGCAGGAGGCGAGAAGGCGUUUCUGCACAGGAAGGAAAUACUGUAUGGAAGACUUACUGAAUAAAAGAAGAGCCCGAGGAAAAGAGAAUAGGAUGAGGCCGGGGGGUGGGGGGGGAAGGGAAUAAUUAUAUGCUUAUAGGGAAAUGCUUGCGGGGGAACCUUCAGAUUUCCCAGCGCCUCAAAAACCAUUCCAAGCCGGAAAAAGGGGUGUCCGGGCCAUGCUUAUUUCUGCGUCCACCUUGAAAAUGCGCUUAAGUCUUGUUGCUACUUGAUUAGCUAGUGCAAAAGAUGUGAUGGAAGAUGUGCAGGUCCCUUUAUGGAUCCCGGGGCAGGAAGAAAGAGGAGAAAGUGCGAAAAUGUGGAGAAAGGGAGGUGUGAUUUUAUUCUUCCUAAAUGAAGCGUCUGAUACAAGUAUUAUGGAGGGAGGGAAGAAAGGAGGAGAGGGAGAAAGAAAGAAAGAAAGAAAGAAAGAAAGAAAGAAAGAAAGAAAGAAUCAGUGCCAAAGAAACCCCCAAAAAAACAAAGUGUCGUAGGGAGUGGUUUCUUAAUUCGUGAAAAGAUCCUACAACUGUAAUGAAUCCUUCUGACAAGCUAAUUAGCAUUUCUUUGGCUGUCAGAUUUGGCCAUGUUGGUAUGACAAACGAAACAACCUCCGAGGCUAGAGCGUGGCAUGUGAUAUUAAUUUGAGUGAAAUAAUAUUUGAAAUGGUGGAAAGCAGACCUAAAGUCGUUGGGGGGGGCGGGGGCGGGCGGGGAAGAGAUUGAAGGUGUCUCUUUAUAAGGCUGGGGGCGAAAAAUGGGGAAUAGAGCUGGCAGUCGCUUGCCCAGAACACUCUCCCAGCUCCCUCCGGCACGCAAAAGAUGUUGACGGGAAAAUCCAACGCAAACUAUGUACGUCUGUCUAUCCAUACAUACAGCCUGCAUGCGCUUCCACAGGCGCUAGGAAAACCUCAUGCUCCCAGAGAUAAAGAAAGUGGAAGGGAAGUUGCAAAUUCGGAUGACGUCCCGUACAAAUCUUGUGUUCACGGCCUAAGAGGGAGGCUUAAAAAGGAUAAAACCUUUAAAUCUGUACUACAGAGUUUCAAGAGUGUAGGAUCUGAGGCAUUACUGAAGUAUCACUCACUGGGGAUUUUCUUCUUCUCUAAGCAAAGCUUUCUUCCUGGAAAAGAUCCUGGUGGAUUCCCGGCUCUGGAAUUGACAACCAGGUGCUCUUUCUUCUCCAUGGAAGUUUCGCUACCGGGGCCUGUUUCUACUUAAUUCUUUAAACACACACACACACAACCACCUCGCGUUGUCAAAGCGAUUCCUUCUCAUUCCGCCCCACGCCCACCCCGCAUCCUUCUGUGUGUAAGUUUCCAAUGCCUUUCCUGUCCACUUCCCGCACCUGAUGAAAUGGUAGGCGCUCUCGCCUUAUGGAAAGGCGACUCCACAAUAAUAAAUGUGUUAGUCUUUUAAGGUGCUCGAGAGUUCUUUGUUAUUUCAGCAAUUCUCCGCCACUUCAGCAACACUUUUAAGUGCCCAAGAUUGCUUGGCGAUUCUUAUCACGUUUCAAACGGCCACACACGGUCGCUAUCUUGCGCGCGCGCGCGCUCACACACACAGAGGCGCGCGCUCUUCUCCCACGUACACGCGCGCCCCCCCCCGGAAAUCUCUCCCCCCCCCCCCCCAUUUUUGCCCAAGUGCCAAGCAAACAGGAUGAGCUCAGGGCCCAGUCACAUGGGGAAAGAGGUGAAGGGAGCUUGGAGAGCUUUUCCAUGGUGGUCUUGGGUGGGGUUAGCUUUCCCAAUCCCGAUCCUAAAGUUGCCCGUGGUUUUCCCUCGCUGACCUUGUCUCUCUCCCUCCCUCGCCCCAACCCCCAAUUGCUUCUCUUUGCAGGUCAAAGUCUGGUUCCAGAACCGACGCACCAAGCAGAAGAAGGACCAAGGCAAAGACUCGGAGCUGAAAUCCGUGGUGUCGGAGACGGCGGCGACGUGCAGCGUGCUGCGGCUGCUGGAGCAAGGGCGGCUCCUCUCGCCUCCGGGCCUGCCGGGCCUCUUGCCGCCGUGCGCCACCAGCGCCUUGGGCUCAGCCUUGCGCGCGCCCAGCCUCGCCAGCGGCACCGGCGGCUCGGGAUCCGCGACGGCGGGCGGCUCCCCGCACCAGCCGGCCGUCAGCAGCAGCGCCGCCGCCGGUCCGGCGCACCCGUCCCCUCCCGGGGGCCACAACCUCUUCAGCCUGCCCGUGCCCACCCUGCUGGGCUCGGUGGCCAGCCGGCUUUCCAACCCUUUAGCGAUGGCCGGCUCCCUGGCCGGGAACUUGCAAGAACUGUCCGCUAGGUACCUGAGCUCUUCGGCCUUCGAGCCCUACUCCAGGACGGCCAAUAAAGAAGGCGUCGAGAAAAAGGCCCUGGACUGA
Molecule: messenger RNA, 7147 nt
Organism: Podarcis lilfordi (Lilford's wall lizard)
Lineage: Eukaryota; Metazoa; Chordata; Lepidosauria; Squamata; Lacertidae
Source: the annotation of a GenBank genome assembly